AUGUCGGCUGCCAACUAUCUGCCGACUGAAGAGCAGCUGUGGUGCUGCAUCUGCCUGGAAGUCUUCAACGAUCCCGUCACGAUACCGUGCGGACACAACUUCUGCAAAAUGUGCAUCAAGCAGCACCUGAACUCCAGGUCCCAGCGCCUGUGUCCCAUGUGUAACGAGCGCGUGGAUAGAAAAUGCAAGUUCGGAGUCAACCGUCUGAUAUCUGAGAUGACGGUUCAGUACAGACGGUCGGCCAGAGAAAAAGGCGGGAAGAGCUUGGGGCAACGAGUCGCCAAACCUGGAGAAGUUUCCUGUGACGUUCCCCCUGAAACUCGCCCGACGCCGUCCGUCUGGACCGCCCUGCGGUUCUGGUUUGUUGUAGCAUUCGGCCUGUUGUGUCUCACCGUCUGCUUCGCGGUGACCCAACAUCUUCAUCGAAUGGCUUCCGGCCUGAAAACUCAUCAGCUGUUUGACGCGGUGGAGAAGGCGGCGGGCGGCGUGUGUCCGAAGCACGGCCGACCUCUGGAGCUCUACUGCAAGGACGAACAGAUGCUCAUAUGUCAGUCCUGCGCCGACUCGAGUCACAGGUUUCACAACAUUGUUUCCCUGAGAGAAGAAUAUGUAGAAAAGAUCAAAGAUCUUCAGAAAAUACAGGCUGUGAUCCGGCAGACCAUCCAGGAGAGAGAGAUUAAAAUACAAGAGGUCCAACACUCGGUUUCGUUGAGCGUUGAAGCUGCAGACCGUCAGCUCGCCGAUGGAGGUCAGGUCUUCGCAGCUUUGAAGAAGACUGUGGACAAAAUCCAGGCCAGGGUCUUUAAGAUAAUCUCAGCGAAGCACCAAGCGAUCUUGAAUCAGGCCGAAGGUUUCAUCGAAGAGGUGGAACAGGAAAUCCACGAGCUGACGGAGAGGCGGGCCGAGGUGGAGCAGCUCUCACUCGCAGAAGACCACCUCCACUUCCUGCAGAGCAUCCCGUUCUUGAACAUGGCUCCUCUCGCCUACGACUUGCCGGACGUCCGCAUUUCUCCGGUGUCCUACGAGGGCAUCCUGAGGAUCUUCGUGAACCUCGUCGUGGUCCAGCUGAGAGAGACGGCCGAACACGAGAUGAGGAAGCUGGAGGAGCCGUGGAGAUUCAGCGGCAACGCGGUGGACGUGACUCUGGAUCCCAACACAGCUCAUCCCAAUCUCAUCGUGUCCGAUGGUGAGAAACAAGUAGACUACAGCGACGUGUGGAAUGAAGUCCCGUACGACCCGAAGAGAUUUGACCGUCUAAAUUGCGUAUUGGGAAAGCAGAGUUUCUUUCUUACGAAAUUUUACUUCGAUGUUCAAGUUACAGGAAAGAAUUCGUGGAUUUUAGGAGUGGCCAAAGAGUCCGUCCACAGGGAGGGUGUCGUCCAACGAAACACUGACAAUGGCUUCUGGGCUCUGUUUUAUUUGCAUGGAGGGCAGUACACUCCACUUACUGGCCGGCCGGAGCAGCUCACUGUGAGAGAAGAGCCUGACAGGGUCAGGGUGUUCGUGGAUUACCCAGAGGGUCUGGUCUCCUUCUAUAACGUAGAUUCGGCAGCUCUUAUUUACUCCUUCACGGGCUACUCCUUCACUGAGGGACUCCUCCCUUUCUUCUGCCCUUUACAUCAGGACUCCACCCUUCUGAUUCUAACAACUGACUAAUGUUUUUAAUACAGUCUCACAGAAGUUUGUGAAGUAGUCAUGAAACGCUGAUCUAUAGGACUUUCUUGGAUUCAUGUUCAUCCCCAAUGACACAACAGAUCAAAAAGACCAAUAGAUUGUGAUGUGUGACUAUUUCGCGACCUGCCAUGACACUUCUAUAUGUUCUGUGCUUUGGUUGCUAUGUUCAGCGGCUGCUAUUCAAAAAAUCCAUUGAUGAUGUGCUUGAUUUAAACUAAUUGCUCUCUAACUCUAUACAGUACUUCUGGGCUGCCAUCAUCCAACAAAUCCCACACUAGAUUGAAAUGCUUUAACAUGGUUGUGCUGAACUGACUGUCAAACUAAAUAUAUUAAAAGAAAUGCUGGGUUA
Messenger RNA from Pseudoliparis swirei, 2023 nucleotides. RefSeq names its product nuclear factor 7, ovary-like. The record is from RefSeq and is a predicted model, not a curated record. Gene Ontology annotation, molecular function: protein binding; zinc ion binding. The coding region runs from base 1 to 1656 and encodes 551 amino acids. Lineage: Eukaryota; Metazoa; Chordata; Actinopteri; Perciformes; Liparidae. The transcript has a single exon.